AUGUCUAGCUUAUUCUCUGAUUGCACGGCUGCCACAGCUUUCUCUAGGUUGCCCUUUGGAGAAGAUGUUAGCAAAUCGAUCUCAUUGGGACCAGAUUCAAACAAAUACAAUAGCGCCAACUAUUCGCAAACUUUCAGAAACAAGGCAUACUCUGAAAAGUUGAUUGAUUCAAUUCAUCCUGAUUUGAACACACAUGCCAAAUUGUUCAACAAUGCCGCAAAAGUCUAUGCUGAUCGUCCAUGUUUAGGAGCUAGACCCUAUGAUUACCUGAAAAAAAAACUGGCUAACCAUUACGAGUAUUUGACAUAUGCAGAAACCAACGCAAAGAAAAGACGCAUUGGUGCCGGGAUCAUUAAAUCACUCAACGAUAAUCAGUACCUUAACUUGGAUUUGGAACCACACCGAAAGAUUGCGAAUCAUUUAAAGGAUUGGAAGAAUUAUGGAGUUCCCAACUAUCUUCGCGAUAACAAUGAUCAUGUUAUUGAAAAAAGUUGCUCAUUCAUUUUGUCAAUCUUUGCUGUCAACCGUUUGGAAUGGAUGUUGACGGAUUUGGCGUGCUCUGCCUAUUCCAUCACAAACACUGCUUUAUAUGACACGUUGGGACCGGAUGUUUCGCAAUACAUUUUGAACUUGACGGAAAGUCCAAUUGUUGUUUGCACUAUCGACAAGGUUAGAGCUCUCCUCAAUUUGAAGAAGAAUUACCCCAAGGAGACUAAAGCGUUGAUUUCGAUUGUUGUGAUGGAUCCAAUACAAUACCUUGACCCCAGCUUGUAUGGCUUGGCUAAAGAGUUCAAAGUUGAACUUACCGACUUGGAAGCUAUUGAGUCAUUGGGUAAAGCCAACCCGAUUCAAGAGUUGCCACCUUCGCCAGAGGCAAUCUUUACAAUAUCAUUCACAUCUGGCACAACUGGCUCCAGACCAAAAGGUGCCAUGAUUCCCCACAGAAGUGCUUCGUCAUACAUUACAUUUAUUGCCUGUUAUGAACCCCAGGCUAAGCGUAGUGACAUUGCCUAUAUAUUUCUUCCAUUGACACAUUUGUUGGAGAGGGAAACCAGUGCAUUUGCUUUCUCCACUGGUUACUCAUUGGGUUUCCCCCAAACGACUGUUGGGCAAACUGGUCUCAACACUUUUUCAAUCAUGGUUGAUGAUCUAAGAGUUUUAAAGCCAACAUAUAUGUCCAUUGUCCCAAGAUUAUUGACGAGAAUGGAAAGUUUGAUCAAGGAGAAAGUGAAACAACUUAACCCGGAAGAACAACGCAAAGUCAACAAGAUCAUUCAGUACAAACUCCGCGAGCAGGCCAAAUUUGACGGAUCUGCAGCGUAUGACGCCAAUCUUGAUGCGUAUCCGCCAUAUGAAAAUUUGCGUAAAUUCAUUGGAUACGAUAGGUUGAGGUGGGUUCAAACGGCUUCAGCACCGGUAGCCGCAACAACGUUGGCGUACCUCAAGGCAAGUUUGAACAUGGGUAUUCGUCAGAUGUACGGGUUGACCGAGUCUGGUGCCGCAAUAACUUGUACAGGUGCGUACGAUGCACAAGCGGGUACUUGUGGAUCUAUAUCGCCAACUGCAGAGUACAAGUUACGUAGUGUUAGAGAAAUGGGAUACGAUAUUGACAAGUUGCAAGGUGAGGUGAUGUUACGGGGUCAACAAAUGUUUAAGGGGUAUUAUUACAACCAAGAAGAGACAGAUAAAUGUAUCAAUGAGCACGGGUGGUUCCAUUCAGGAGAUAUUGCCACUGUUGAUGAAAAUGGAAGAAUUACAAUCAUUGAUCGUGUGAAAAACUUUUUCAAGUUGGCACAAGGAGAAUACGUUUCUCCUGAAAAGAUUGAAAAUCGUUACUUGUCAGCCAACCCAAUCAUUAACCAAUUGUAUGUUCAUGGAAAUUCUUUGAAAUCGUAUUUGGUGGGAAUAGCAGGUAUCGAUUACGAGCAAGGACUCAAAUUCCUCAAUGGUGAAUUUGGUAUCAACAGAAUUGGCAUGAGUGAGGAGGAGAUGUUGACCCACAUGAACAAAAUCGAAGUCAAGACAAAACUCUUGCACGUUUUGAAUGACAAUGUCCGUGGCCAAUUGAAUGGGUUUGAGUUGUUGCACAAUAUCCAUAUUGAGAUUAAUCCAUUGACUGUUGAAAGAGAUGUUGUUACGCCUACUUUUAAGUUGAAAAGACCAGUUGCUCAAAAGUUUUUUGCCAAUGCCAUUCACAAGUUGUAUGAGAUUGAACAGAGUUUGUUUGCAGAGACUAAAUUAGGAAUUGCUAAAUUAUAG
Messenger RNA from Lodderomyces theae, 2259 nucleotides. RefSeq names its product FAA24. The coding region runs from base 1 to 2259 and encodes 752 amino acids. The record is from RefSeq and is a predicted model, not a curated record. Gene Ontology annotation, biological process: long-chain fatty acid metabolic process. Gene Ontology annotation, cellular component: endoplasmic reticulum; membrane. Lineage: Eukaryota; Fungi; Ascomycota; Pichiomycetes; Serinales; Debaryomycetaceae. Gene Ontology annotation, molecular function: long-chain fatty acid-CoA ligase activity. The transcript has a single exon.